GACAACACGCAACAGCACGAGGAGAGACGCUGAGCCAGGGAGGAGAUAAGCUUCCUCCUCCUCCUCCUCCUCCUCCUCCUCCUCCUCCUCCUCCUCCUCCUCCUCCUCCACAUCCUCUGCUCUCCGCUGCAGACAGACCGCCCAGCAGCCAGCAGCCGCGGACUUUAUAGCUCCAGGUGUCCGCCUCGGUCGGGCUGGAGGGGGUUGUUCAUUCGCGUACGGUCGUCUUUCGUUCGUCCAUACCUCCACGACAACGACAAUGCCCUCUCCGUCGCCAUCGAUCUCGAGCGGGGACGUGAAGAAGCGGAAUUCACAGGACUAGUAGCGCGCGUUUGUGUGAGUGUGUGUGUCUGUAUGUGUGUGUGAGGGGACGUCAAAAAGGAGCCGUCCUGUCAUUCUGUCGAGGGGUUGUGUGUGUCUUUUUUUUCUUUUUGCGCUCUUUGGUCGAUGAGGUGUCGCUGAUGCGGGUGCUUUGACGCGAACAGACGCCGCGAGUAUGGCUGCCGGGAAGUUAUUGCUGUACGCCGGGCUCUCGCUCUCCCUGUGCGCCCUGGGGAUGCUAGCCGUGGCGAUCUGCUCCGACCACUGGUACGAAACGGACGCCCGGCGCUACCGAGAGCGGUGCCGGAGCUUCUCCAACCGCCGCAAGGACCCGGGCUUCAUCUACAUCCCCAACAUCAGCCUGCCGCUGCGCGCGGCCAGCCCGGUGGAUCGGGUGGAUCGGGUGGAUCGGGUGGAUCGCGUGGAGCGCCGCGAGGAGAAGCUGCGCUCGCUUGCGCGCCACCGACGGCAGCUGUUCGCCAUGAGCGCCGCGGACGAGUGCAGCCGGCAGUACAACUCCACCAACAUGGGGCUGUGGAGCCGCUGCCACCGGCUGGGCUUCGACCAGGAGAUCGAGGAUCUCAUUCGGAAAGGUAAGAAGAAAAGAAAUUAUAAUAAUAAUCGCCCUGGUGUCUAAUUAUUGUGGAAAUGUGCUGAUAGGGAAAACACCUCAUACGUUAUCGUGUUGGAUAUUCAUAAGGGCAAUAACCUUAUUUGUCAUUGAUUUAUUG
Gadus macrocephalus (Pacific cod) is the source of this 1052-nucleotide messenger RNA. RefSeq names its product transmembrane protein 178Bb (gene tmem178bb). Gene Ontology annotation, cellular component: membrane. The transcript has a single exon. The record is from RefSeq and is a predicted model, not a curated record. The coding region runs from base 497 to 958 and encodes 153 amino acids. Lineage: Eukaryota; Metazoa; Chordata; Actinopteri; Gadiformes; Gadidae.